UAAAUAAAGAACAUAUGGAAUAAAUCCAUAUCUAAAUGUUGUCUUGGCCACUGACAUAACUGUGCUUAUUCUUUGCUUCGUUUCUGUUGAUACAGAAGGCAUCUUGCACCAAAUUUUACGAAAUUAGUUAGAAAUCAGUUGUUGCCGGAAGUACAAUAGACCUUGAUGCGCAUGCGUCGGGAAACAUUUCAAAAUGGCUGCGCCCAUGAGACACAUGGAUCACAACCCUGUUAAAGUGUAUUUUCCUCUCAAAUCUGGAGCAAGCUUAGUGAAGACGAAACCUGUGUUUUCUUUAGACGAAAAGUGGCUGUUUGUGUGCUCUGGAUCAGUAAUUAAAGUUUUCAGUAUCUCAAGUGGGGAAUGUGUACGUGAGUUACGUGGACACAGGAACUAUGUCACAGGCAUUGUCAUACAUCCUCUUAACAAACUCCAGCUUGUCUCCUGUUCUUUGGAUCAAAAGAUUAUUGUUUGGGACUAUUCAGAUGGCGUACUUUUACGGGAGAUCCAUGUUGACAGCAAACUGUAUGCAUUAUAUACAAUCAAGGAUCAUGAAAUGCUUUACCUGCUUCAGCAGAAUCCAUCUAAUAAAACAGCAUGUGACCUUGUUAUGAGGACUAUUAAGAAAUUGAAAGGGCCACCCAGAAGUACAUGUUUAUUUCAAAGAUGUUCAACAGAUUGUAGGAAAACUUGCAUUGGUCCAAAGGUAAGAGAUCAUGUUAAAGAAUUUUUAACAGUUUUGACACAUCUCUGUUGA
This is a messenger RNA of Ruditapes philippinarum (Manila clam), 754 nucleotides long. RefSeq names its product WD repeat-containing protein 75-like. Gene Ontology annotation, molecular function: protein binding; RNA binding. The coding region runs from base 194 to 754 and encodes 186 amino acids. The transcript is spliced from 5 exons. Lineage: Eukaryota; Metazoa; Mollusca; Bivalvia; Venerida; Veneridae. Gene Ontology annotation, biological process: positive regulation of transcription by RNA polymerase I; positive regulation of rRNA processing. The record is from RefSeq and is a predicted model, not a curated record. Gene Ontology annotation, cellular component: nucleolus.